AUGAACGCAGACCUUGGUUAUACAAUCAUCGACUACAAUCCAAAUGCGAAUGUCGAUAAGGCAUCAUACAACCAAAACACAGAUUUCAGCGUCACGUCGUAUGACCCAAACCAAUAUGCCAGGAAUUACAUCAUGGCUUUCGACCCAAAUAAUCUUAGCAACAAGUACAUGACUGAUGGCUAUAAUAAACACGAAGGUGGUGUCCAACCUCACAGCUCAAACGGCGUUAUGACGUCCUAUGAUCCAAACAAACUGACCGCCAGUUAUCUUCCAAACACAUUUAACCCAACCCAAUUAAAUGCCAAAUUCACUGGAUCAUUUGAUGCCAACUCUCAGUCAGAUUCGUUCAUGAGAGGUCCAACUGGAAAUAGCACAACACAAUCGGAAAGCCAAGGGACGCCAACAGUCAACACAAACUGGGCAGGACAGUGGAAGGGAGAAUGGCCAAGUAAACACACAGCAGAGGAAAGCGACUUACCUCAUGGAGUCACUGAAAAAACAUCGUGGAACGGUUCUUGGAGCAAAAGCUGGCCUGGUGUGCCAGACAGUUAUGGUUCUAUAGAUCAGGGAGUCAAUGUCCACACUUCUGCCACCAACCUUCACAAAGAUUCGUCCAUUGGAGAUCCAAGUGAAAAUAGCACAACACAAUCGGGAAGCCAAGGGACACCAACAGUCAACACAAACUGGGCAGGACAGUGGAAGGGAGAAUGGCCAAGUAAACACACAGCAGAGGAAAGCGACUUACCUCAUGGAGUCACUGAAAAAACAUCUUGGAACGGUUCUUGGAGCAAAAGCUGGCCUGGUGUACCAGACAGUUAUGGUUCUAUAGACCAGGAAGCAAAUGUCCACACUUCUGUCAUCAACCCCCAUAAAGGUAGUACAAAUUUAGAGGAAACCGUAGCAUAUCUACAAGAGCUUCUUGAUACCUUGAAAACAAAAACUGCAGAAACCGAAUUUUGA
Molecule: messenger RNA, 960 nt
Organism: Ylistrum balloti
Lineage: Eukaryota; Metazoa; Mollusca; Bivalvia; Pectinida; Pectinidae
Exons: 6
Coding region: 1-960 (319 amino acids)
Source: RefSeq, a predicted model, not a curated record